Molecule: messenger RNA, 4302 nt
Organism: Lingula anatina
Lineage: Eukaryota; Metazoa; Brachiopoda; Lingulata; Lingulida; Lingulidae
Product: protein amalgam
Biological process (GO): homophilic cell-cell adhesion; synapse organization
Cellular component (GO): axon; plasma membrane; neuronal cell body
Molecular function (GO): protein binding; axon guidance receptor activity
Source: RefSeq, a predicted model, not a curated record
CGCUGUGACUUCGAACGCCCAGACGAAAUCCAGUGUACUGUUGUUCGAGAGGAUUUGUAGAAAGAGAAUGGGGAAAGGACUUCUUUGGCGUUUUACAGUUGGAAGCAUGGUGCUGCUGGGGAGCAUUUUGUCGACUUUGGCAGAAUCUCCAGCACAAGAAGUUGCAGUAGAAUUGGGUGAUGAUGUGCAGCUCAACUGUUCCUUUCCAGUUACUGAAGGUGUGAUUCCUAGUUUGAACUGGCAGAAACAACCAAAGAUUAUCUAUGUAAAGGAGAUAGCAGUUCAUACAGACUCAAGAAUAUCUCUAGCAGACGGAGACUGACAGUGGCAGCUAUGAGUGUACUGCAGCCAAUGGUGUCGGUUUCCCAGCUGUUAAGACUGUUAUUGUCAAUGUCCAGUUUCCACCAGAGAUAGUGUUUAUCAACAAGUCUCAGGUGCACACAGGGACAACGAGACCCCUGCUUCUGCAGUGUGGAACCAAAGGGUCACCUGUGCCAGAAAUAAAAUGGCACCUCCAUGGUGAAAGCAUUCCCACCCAUUUUCAAGUAGACACAGCUAAUGUUAACCAGCAGUACCUGUCCACACUUCGAGUGGAGUCUCUGAGGGGAACAGAUCUUGGGGAGUACAAGUGUACAGCCAAGAAUGCUUUGGGAGAGGCUGAGGCAAUUGUAAUUGUGACAGGAGAACCAGAGAAUGUGACUAUUACCAGUAACCCAGAGGGUCCCUUCUCUAAUGAGUUUACAUUGACAUGGACUAUAAAAGAAUAUGAACCAACUAUUGAAUAUAAACUCAAACUUAGGACAGUAAAUGGUACAGAGGCAGGCCCCUGGGUGAAUAGCUCCAUCCCUGCCAAGUCUGAAGAGGGCUCCAUUGAGCAGCAGCAGUCCUUCACCCUGGAGGGUUUAGAGCCCCUGAUGGUGUACCAGGUGGAACUGGUAGCCAGGAAUAAGUUCGGGGAAAGUGGAGUUGUGGAAUUUACUUUUAAAACAGCAGAAGCUGGCAAAGUCCGUCCUUCAACCACAAUGUCAACAACAACGACAACAACAAUGCCACCACCAACUACAACAACAGAGAUGUUACAGGGAAGCGGCUCGGGGAAGGAGGACACCAACCUGUAUAGUAAUAGUACUAACAUUACUGUCCAAAGUAGCUGGGAAUAUGAACUGUGGGGCUCGGGAGAGGUUGAAGCAUCAGGGGAGAUAGAUAAUAUGACUUUACCAGAGAUCUCAUCUGGAGAGGCAGAGGGAGACACCGUACCCACUUUAGUUUAUGUAAAAGAGUUUGCUGAAGUAGCUAACACAACAAACAUGGGCGAGGAAAUAAUACCAGUGACAAAGUUAGAAGAACCCAACUCAACAGCUAGUGAGCCAGGGGCUAGUACACCAGGUGGAGCCACUAAGAUGACACCAGAGGGCACCACUAUGGUACCCUUGACUUAUGGGUUUUCCAGUACUGAGGACAUACAAAAUACUACAGCCACCCCCAAGGAGCCUGGAAAAGUAAGAGAUGUGGCUUCUUCGAAAAUUGCCUCCAUUUCCAUCACCAUAGUGACUGUCACCCUAGCAACGCUAUUGUUCUCAUAACUUAUGGCCUUUGUAUCAGUUGCUAAGCAACAUUACAUAACCUUUUAGAUAAAUACAAAAACUUUGCUGCACUAAAGAUAAACUGCAUAUUCUUGGGGAAAGUAUGUUAAUGUAGAAAUGAAUAUCUUCACCAUCAAAACUUAACACUGAUUGUGUAUCCUGCAAUGGGAGAUCCAUUUUUUUAAUCCUCGCACACUGUAAAAUCUGAUAUUCAUUAAAUUUUUUCUCUGCAUUUAUUUAUUUAUUAUUUUAAAUACUUAGUUGAUGUCUUAAGUCUGUUAUUAUUUUAUUUAUUUAUUUUAUUCUAUUUUAUUUUUUUGAGGGGGGAUAACUUACAGGAGUCAGUUGAUCAGAAUUAUCAGCUCUGUUGCUGAAGAACCAUUUCAGCAAAGAGAUUUAAUGAUUAAACUAACUUGUUACUCUAUUUAUAAGAAUGGUCAAUUUAGGAAAGGUGGAAAAGGCUUUACUGCAGGCCCCUUGCACAGUUGAAGUUCAGCAUUAGCUAUAGCAGGUUUAGUAGAAUCAUUAGGUUUUUGCAUAUUUAGUUUAUGUAUGUAUUAUGGUACUGUGACUUCCCAUGCCUUGUUUUGUUUUUGUUGUGGUUUUGAUGAAUUUAGUACACAAAAUUAACAUUUUUUCAGUUUGAUUAUAUUGUAAUUUUUGUACUGCAGAAAAUGUGGUUGUAAGGAUGACAAAUUGGUUCAUCUAGAAGCUUAUGCAUUGUCUAAGUGAUCAGCGUUUUGUUGCCUAAUGUAGAUUUCUCAAAUAGUUUUUUUAAUUGAUGGUAUUACUGCAGCAGUAUAUAUGACUCAGUAGCAUCUUAAGCACUUGAUCAGUGAAAGGAAGUUUACCCACAAAGUGUAUAUUGUGUACAUCUUCCUUAAUUGUAAAUUAAUAGCAUGACUGCAGCAGUACAUAUGGCAUCAUAAUAAUUUUAGUAUUUUGUUUGAGAAAGAAGGCCGAAUCCUAGCCAUUUUCCCCUCAUAAUGUUUGUUCAUCUCCUUUCUGUUUUAUAUUUCAUUAAGCUCUGAAAAUCACUUCUUAAUAAAAGUAGAAAUGACAGGAACUUAGCCCAGGUUUUAAAAGUGUGGUUAUGUAACUUCAUUAUAAAAAAUAACCUGCCCUGAAAGGUGCUGGUGCUAUGCUUUUCAUGUAGAUAAUAUAUGGGCUGAGCAAGAUCUUUGUUAAUUUGCACACAAGCUGAUGUUUUCCACUUGUCUGCUGUCCCUGUGCAACAUUUUUUUCAAAUUUUGGUUAAUUUGCAUUCACUUUAAGUUAGAAGAUGUUAUCUGUUCUAACAUAGCCAAAAUGAAGUUCAUGAUAAAUUUUUGUCUUUUUAUCUUGUGAUUUAGCUUGAUAUUGCUCCUUGAAGUGUUUUUAGUCAUGACUUUGAAGUUAUUUUUAAAUAUAUUUCAAGAUCUUGUUUCACUUUUUUUUGUAAAGUGAUUUGUUUUGCAAUAAGCAUGCUAAAAGUAAGCUUGUUACUUAAGUGUAUAGGAAAAAGUAAUUAUUACGUUCACUCAAGGCUUGUGGUAACAUAUUAAAUUCAAACUUUUUUUUGUUCUUCUAUUUUUUGUUAUUCUAUUGUAGUUAACUUGAGUUAAAGGUUUUUUAUUUUUAUUUUAUUUAUUUAUUUUACGAAGAUGUGCAGCUUUGUGGUGGUAUUGUGCUUCAUGUUUGAAAAGAUGGACUUAAUGUCAAUGAUUUUAGAAACACUUCAAAUGCCAUGACAUGGAUAGAUAGAUAAAUUUUUCUACUACUACUAUUACUUGCAGUAAAAGUAGUACUUGUUCUCAAGGGCAGACUGCAGUCUUAAAGCCUGGUAGAGGUUAUUUUGUGUAUUUUUUUUGUUUACAUUUUAUCUUUAAAACGUUUUAUAUAAUUAUUAUUGUUAAUUUUUUACUUCGUCUUUAUUACACAGUUUUAAUCCCUGUAUGUAUGGCAUAAGUUGAUGCAUUACCAAAUGGGUCUCGCGUGCACUCUCAAGCAGAACCUGUUCUCCUUAUUUCCGUCAAAGAUUUGCUCAGUUUCUUGUUCUUGUCGCCUAGAUGAUGUAUGCAGCUGUGACAUACUCUCUGUGAGGGUAUACACUGUAGUUUUGAUUGAAGCUGUUUAACUGUUUUAUGCUUAUCAUCUAUGUUUGCAGUCUAUAGAGGAAUGAGGUUUUUUCCACUUACAGGGGAGAGAAGGGAGUUAAAAUCUAGUUGAGUAAGCAGUUAAAAUUAUUAUACAGACACACUAUGUCUGUAUAUAUUUUGAUCUUUAUCUGUCAUUGCCGUCUGACACAUCUGUUGUUCAGUAAAAAGGCAGGUUCCUUUUUAAAAUUGACGUGAUAAUUUUUUUAAAACUGAAGCUCUUCAUUUCUUCCAUGUAUCUUGGCAAUGUUUUGCUUAAUGAUAUUAAGUGUCUGUACAUUUGCCAGCUUUGCUGUCUAGAUAAAAAAACAAUCUGCCUUCAAAACAUGCCAUUUAUAUUUUAUAUGUGUAAGGUUGUAAGUGGCCAUUAAUUUCCUUUUCAAUUGUUCCCUUGUAUGAUUUAUUGGUAACUAACUUACAUUGCAUUUUAGAAAACGCCUUGUUAUAGGUUGAAGUGAACCUCAUUGCUUUAUCGAGACAUUUGAUAUCUGCUUUAUGUACUGUAAACCUUUUUAUAAUAAAUGGUUUUGAACUUAUAAAGUUAGACUUUUUACACUCAAAAAUUGCAAAAAAAAAAAAAAAAA